Messenger RNA from Hevea brasiliensis (rubber tree), 1359 nucleotides. RefSeq names its product dof zinc finger protein DOF3.7. Gene Ontology annotation, molecular function: DNA-binding transcription factor activity; DNA binding. The record is from RefSeq and is a predicted model, not a curated record. Gene Ontology annotation, biological process: regulation of DNA-templated transcription. NCBI's taxonomy places the organism in Eukaryota, Viridiplantae, Streptophyta, Magnoliopsida, Malpighiales, Euphorbiaceae. The transcript has 3 exons. Bases 35 to 1030 code for a protein of 331 amino acids.
CGGCACGCGCGGUCAGAUCUACAAAGAAGAAAAGAUGAUUCAAGAACUCCUAGGAGGUGCUCGCCUUAUUGGAGGAGAGAGGAAAAUUUCCAUUACUGGAACCAUUUUGGAAGGAACACCUUCUACUUCUCCUUCGUUAUCUCCUUCUUCUUCAACUACAACUACAUCAAUAACAACUACUGCUACAACUACUGCAACUGCUGGUAAUUCAACUUCUUCAACUUCAGAGAACCUCAGAUGUCCUAGAUGUGAUUCUUCAAACACUAAGUUCUGCUACUAUAAUAACUAUAACCUCACUCAGCCUCGCCACUUCUGCAAAACCUGUCGCCGAUAUUGGACUAAAGGUGGUGCUCUUAGGAACGUUCCAAUCGGGGGCGGAUGCAGAAAAAACAAGAGCACAACUGUAUCUACAUUAGUUGGAAAGUCAAGCACCAGUAAGAUGAAAACAGUGGCAUCUGAAAUCGGAAGAUCGUGCUUCGGGAAUGGGUUUGAUCAUGAACUUCCAUCAAGCCCAAUUAUGUGGGCUUCACCCCAGAAUUCUCAUCUUUUAACCUUACUGAGAGCUACCCAUAACCCUAACCCUAACCCCAGUACGCUAUCUAAUUCUCUUGCUGGGAAGGAGGAAGGGUGUAUGAUCGGAACCCACAUGAUAUCUGAGCCAACGGUUGCAACCGGUGCACUAAAUGCCCGUACCCUGGGCUUGGACCCUCUUACCCAAGUCCCUUCUCUGGGCACUCAUUUUUGGAAAAACAGCCAACACCAAGCUCAACAGCACCAACAAACUGGAUUCAUAGUUCGUGAAGCUCAAAACUCAGGGAUUCAAGAAUUGUAUCAAAGACUCAGAUCAUCAACUAAUUACUAUAGCAAUAACUCUCCUGUAGUUCUAAGCAACGUGGCUUCUUCCUCAACUGCAUCUUCAACCAUUUUAGAGUCUUCUCCUGUUGCUGGAGGUGAAUUGGGUUACUGGAAUCCAACAUUUUCGUGGUCUGAUCUUCCAACAACUAACGGCAGCUGGUGGUGGUGGUGGUGAUCUGUUGGGUGGCAUAUAAAGAUUCUUUUACUAUUAUUAUUAUUUGUUCUUACGAGAAAGUGAUGAAUAGAGUACUUAAAGCAGCCUUUUGGGAAAGAAACCAGCAAUUUGAUUCUCAAAGUCGGAAAAGGAUUCCACUUGCAGCCUUGUCUCUGGCCACUCUGGUUCUAAGGAUUUUGCUUAGAUUUAAUCACUUCAAGUACCGAAUCUUUUUCUUUCCACAUACAUGUUCUCUUACUAUAUAGUUUAGGCAGUUUGAGCAUGAAAGAAUAUAGCUAGUGCUGAAUUUUAUUUUCCUUUAAUCGUAGCACUCUUUCCAAAUUCUUUUA